This is a messenger RNA of Cuscuta campestris, 2154 nucleotides long. NCBI's taxonomy places the organism in Eukaryota, Viridiplantae, Streptophyta, Magnoliopsida, Solanales, Convolvulaceae. The record is from the annotation of a GenBank genome assembly.
CAGCCCUAGGAGGGAGUAUCUAAAAACCAACUUCAACAGUCGUUCGUUAUUUUCUCCAUAUUCCCAAGGAAACAUCUGAAUCUGAAUUACCAAUUUCCAUCAUCCCCAUUUUCUCGUUCGUUCUUGUUCGAACAUUCUUCAAGAAAUGGUGACACACAAGAACAAUUUCUCACAUUAAUGCGUGCAUGAUCACCGAGGGAAACACCAUGGGUUCGUCACACCCUCCCCAUCCUCUCCAUUGUUCUUCAUCUUCUUCUGGGCAUUUGAUCAAAUACCUUGCUGGAUCUUCACCCUCUGAAUACCAUACAAAGCCAACAUGUACCCAGAUCCUUGUAGCCUCCUCCAUGGGAUUAAUCUUCGCUGCAGUCAUGCAUUUUCGUAUCAAGGAAAUCAGGGACCUGAAAAUUGUACCAAGAAUUAAACUCUCUGAUUCGGGGAAGAUACUCAAGUUUGAGAGGUUUCCUCAAUAUGUAGCUAGGCAAAUGGGAUUUGCAGACAAGAGAGAAUGCCCAACCUUAUGUAAAUUAGCUUCUGAUUAUAUAAGAAAAUCAGAAGGAUGUGAGGAAGAAAUAUAUAAUUUCUUUGCCACUGAAGCGGGUGCGGAUUCUCUCUUCAUAAAGCUUGUGGAAGAGCUUGAAAGAUUGAUCCUUAGUUACUUCGCAUUUCAUUGGAGCCAAGCUUCUAAUAUGAUCAGUCAGGUUUUGAAUGCUGCUGAUCAUACUGAGCCAAAGAAGAAGCUGAAGAACAUUGUCAUGGCAGCUACUAGAGAGCAGAGAUUUGAGAGGGUGACCAAGAAUCUAAAGGUUGCAAGAGUCUUUACAACCUUAGUUGAGGAGAUGAAAGCCAUAGGACUUGUUGGUGCUGACGAUUCGCAAUGCACAGAUGUGAUGGUUCCUAUGGCUCACAAGGACAGGAGCCCUGUGCUUCUCUUCAUGGGUGGUGGCAUGGGAGCAGGGAAAAGCACUGUGCUCAAGGACAUCCUAAAAGAACCUUUCUGGGUUGGAGCAGCUGGGAAUGCUGUUAUUAUAGAGGCAGAUGCCUUCAAAGAAACCGAUGUGAUCUACAAAGCUCUUAGUUCCAGGGGCCAUCAUGACAUGCUUCAAACAGCAGAAUUGGUGCAUCAAUCAUCAACGGAUGCAGCAUCAUCUCUGCUUGUAACUGCACUGAAUGAAGGACGGGAUGUGAUCAUGGAUGGCACACUUUCUUGGAUACCGUUUGUGGUACAGACAAUAACAAUGGCUAGAAAUGUUCACCGGUACCGUUAUAGGAUGGGAGCUGGCUACAGAGUUGAAGAUGACGGAACUGUGACUGAGAAUUACUGGGAAAGGAUUGACGAAGAGCCCAACGACCCUGUUGAUGGGGUUAAAAAGAGAAGGGCUUACAGAAUAGAAUUGGUAGGAGUUGUCUGUGAUGCUUAUUUAGCUGUUAUUCGAGGAAUCAGGAGAGCUAUCAUGUGUAGAAGAGCUGUGAGAGUAAAUUCACAGCUGAAGUCUCACAAGAGGUUUGCAAAUGCAUUUACAACAUACUGCAACUUAGUAGAUAAUGCCAGACUUUACAGCACAAAUGCUCUUGAAGGCCCUCCCAAAUUGAUAGGGUGGAAGGACAGGGACAAGACUUUACUGGUUGAUCCAGAUGAGAUAAAUGUGUUGAAAGUGGUAGGGAGAUUGAACGAGGAUGCGGACUCGAUAUGCAGCCUGUAUAACCACCCUCACCCAGCAUACCAGAGAGGUUCAUUUUGGAAAGACAUUGUGUUGUCACCUUCAAGGUUGAACAUUCAAAAGGAGCUCAAGUGCACCAUCAAGAAAAUUGAACGAUUUAUUCAUCAUCAUCAUGGCUAGUCUUUUUUUUUUUUUGAAUAUAUAAAAUUUUGUCACUAUGAGAGGAAUGAAGGGGAAUUUUGAUCCAUCAAAUGUUCAUAAUUUUUUUUAUUGCAAUGUAGCCUGUUGUGGUUGUCAAAUAUGGUUUAUAGUCUACUCCCUCAAAGCAUUCAAAAGUGGUCAUUUUGUUCUGUCAUGCCCAAUCUGGUUCUUUAAUACCCAAACGCGUCCUACUCGGACACUGACAUUGUUUUUAUAACAAUAUAUAUUCUUCUUAUUUCUUAAAACAAAAUCAACAAAAACUAAAAGUAAGCUUGAAUAAAGCUAGGUCAUAAAA